UAUAAUAUUUCCACCUCUAUAAAUAUUCUCCCAACAUACCAUUAUAUAUACAUAUAUAACAGCAUCUACUAUGCAUUGGUCAUUCACCUGUUGAAUAUAUCUAAGCAAGUUAUGCUGUUUGAAGAACAUCAAUUAUAAAACCAUGGAGGGCAGCAAGAAUGAAAUCCUAGAUUACACUGAUGAGGAUGGUCCAUACAUUGAAAUAGAGCUCGAUACUGCAGUUACCACCACAAUUCACACUGAUGAUGACAGCAAGAACAAUUGUAUGGAUGAUGAUGUAGAAAUAGAACAACAAGAGGAGGAAUACAAACUGCGCAUUUCGAUUUCAUCAACCAUUUCUGUUUCACUUCAAAAUGAGAGUAUAGUAAGUGUUCAUAGCGAUGCAAAUGGAGCUGAUGAUACAAGAACUUGUGCAGAUAAUUCACAGGCAACAAUGUCCCCGCAGACGCAGCAUUCUGGUGUUAGCUAUACAGAUGAAGUUGAAUUUCCUGCACAGAACAAGCUGCUCAGUAGUGUCUCAUUCAGUCCGUGGCAAAGUCCUCAUCUUGAUGGCCAAACAACGAUAUUAGGAACAAAUUCAACCCGCGUGAUCCCUUACGACAAUGUGGAUGUACUAUAUGCUCCUAGAAAACAACCAAGCAUGACAACGACAAGAACAACAACAGCGAAUGGAAUCAUGAUGACAUUAUUGAUCAAAUUUAGAGGUAUAAAAAUCAGAUCACUCUUUGCAUCACUCAUAAAACCAAUACAAAAUUGCAAAAGCAACAACUCUAGCAAAAAGUCCAUAACAUUUUUUCAAUGUUAUCAAAAGGAAAUGGUGAAUGCCUCAAUUGGAAGGGAUAGUAAGCAUUGGAAUUUAGAGGAUACCACCUCUUUGAGAAAGAGUAAAAAAAUGAUGGAGAUGGAUUUUGGAGCAUUUAAAGGUGUAUUCAAUGGCAUAGGUGGAAUGAGUAGAAGAAGAUCAAAAAGAAGAACAGAUGCUUCAAGUUCAUGUAACAACUCACCAAUUCAUGAAGGAUAUUCAAAAGACAACUCUAUUCAAGCAGCUAUUGCUUAUUGUAAAAGUUCAUUUGGUCAAACAUCUGAUUUCACAUUCACAACUUCAAUUACUUCUACUCCUUCUAGGUUUGUAGCAUAUUCUGAUUGAUUGAGAGGAACUAAAAUUCAAUAUGUUCUUUUCAUCAUGUAUCAAAUCAUACUAAACAAAAUUAUGAUGCAACUUGCAAGCUGAAUGUGUAAC
Trifolium pratense (red clover) is the source of this 1240-nucleotide messenger RNA. RefSeq lists its product as uncharacterized. Bases 143 to 1147 code for a protein of 334 amino acids. The transcript is spliced from 2 exons. The record is from RefSeq and is a predicted model, not a curated record. Lineage: Eukaryota; Viridiplantae; Streptophyta; Magnoliopsida; Fabales; Fabaceae.